AUGCUUCCUCUCGCCACCAACAGCCGUACGCGUUCCGCCGCUCGUGAUGUACUCGAACGUACUAGCGGAUACCUGACUGACCUCGACGAGGCGGCGAUGAACGAGGUAUGGGGCUACGAGCUCCAUAAUCUUACCUACGACGCCUACGUCACCGACCUAAUGGACAUGUAUCAAGAAUUCUUCGUCCCUCUCACCCAGGCCGACCCUCACGGCUACAAAUCCAGCACAUCUUAUUUGAAGGACAUAAAGCACCGACCACUCUUCAAGCCAUUUCUGGACCAGAUGGCUGCCUUCCUCUCCUUCCUACCGGUGCGCUCCUGUCCUCUAACUCGCAAGAUCCACACCACUAUGAAGUCAUACCCUGCCGACCUACACGAGGAAUUUGGAACGUGGACUAGCAAGAACCCCGGCUGGAAGCUCGACUACACCACCGAUCCUGAUUGGGACCGAUGGCUUGAGGAGGAGUUCAGAGGUACCGGUCUGGCGAGGGAAUUUGACGCGAUCAAGGCGGACAAUAGAGUGAUCGGCGGAGACCUCGUGCGGUACCUCCUAGUGUUAAUCGAGGGGGGUCUUUACACCGAUUCGGAUACUGCAGCAGAACUUCCCGUCGCUCAAUGGGGCGAGAAGUUCUUCGAACAGCCGGUCCCUCGCCUUCCCUACGACAUACUGAGCGACAUUGAUGAUGUGCUUCCCGCAUGCGUCUCGCAGAAGCAGAUGGAAGAUCAGGAUCAGGACAAAGAACAAGAUGACCCGCCAUCUUUCAUUAUCGCCCAAGAAUUUGACUAUGUGGACUGGCGGCAUCAGGACAAGGCCAGCCGGCGGGAGGUGUCCCAAUGGACCUUUUACGCUGCCAGAGGUCAUCCGAUACUCCUUGACGCUCUGGGAAGGUCUUUACGCGCAGUCAAGGAGAAACGCCUCCGCAUGGGAGGCGGCAAGUGGGAAAUGUCAGGGUUCCACGAAAUUCUACGCCUAGCAGGCCCAACAUCUCUUGCGAACGCUCUCCAGCGAUACUUGAUCGUGCGUUACGGAAUCACGCCCGAGAAGCUUCCCGGGAUUACGACCUCCCUACGUAUCGGCGACGUACUGUAA
Molecule: messenger RNA, 1089 nt
Organism: Dioszegia hungarica
Lineage: Eukaryota; Fungi; Basidiomycota; Tremellomycetes; Tremellales; Bulleribasidiaceae
Exons: 3
Coding region: 1-1089 (362 amino acids)
Biological process (GO): protein N-linked glycosylation
Cellular component (GO): mannan polymerase complex
Molecular function (GO): alpha-1,6-mannosyltransferase activity
Source: RefSeq, a predicted model, not a curated record